AAAUGUUGGUCGUGUGACAAGUGCGUGAAGAAGUUCUCAAACAACCGUCGGUUUCAGUCCAGUGUUUUAUAGGAGAAGUCUUCACAUAACAUUUACAAAGUUCGUCUUAGAAACUACAACUCAAAAUGGCUGCAAGAUCUGCACUGUGCUUCCUGGCUAUUAUCACAUUGUUUGUCUAUGCCUGUGGAAGACCUGCCCUGAAUUUCAACUCUAUCUACAAGGAUUCUCGUUCUUCUGUAAAACAUUUUCCGAGAGUUACAGAUUCCCGGUACGCCUACACUAAAAUUGAUUCUAAAUUGGAUAGUAUACUAAGUGAAUUGCAGAAAGAACAAAAUGACAGAGAUGAUGACGACGAUGAUGAUGACGAAGAUGAUCUUUUUGACGAAAUCAAUGACAUUUUCGAUGACGUCAUGGAUGACGAUAUAGAAGAGGAUGGUGACGAUAUUCAUGACGUAGAAAAAAUUGAAGAGGCAGUAGAUGACGUCAUAGACAUGAUCGAUGACAUUAUUGACGACGACGCAGACGACGAUUCAGAUGAUGUUCCCGAAGACCUGAAUGACGCCCAGGAAGAUAUACUGGAACUUAUCAAAGAUUCUAACGAUGACAAAAAUGAUGACGAGACAUCAGAUAUUAUAGACGAUAUUUUGGAUAUCGUAGAAGACGCCAAAGACGCAGAUGAUCAUAGGCCUAUCGCCGACAUCAGAGUUGUAGAAAGUCUAAGCAAACCUGGUGCAGUUGCCGAAGAUGACAAGGAAUCCAAAAAAAUUGACGAAACUGUUCAAGAAUUACUUGACGAGAUUAAAGACGUUGUUGAAGAUGCAAACGACGAUGUUAAUGAUAUUUUGGAUACGGAUGACGAAGACGAAGACGUACAAGAGGAAAAGGAUGAAGACAUUCACGAAGACGUGGGAAAUGUUAUGGUUAAUUUAAUGCACGGUGUCCAUGGAGUUACAGGUGGCGGUGUUAAUCAUGAUAUAUAUGAAGAAAUCGAAGAAAAAAUGGACGAGGUCGAUGAUUUAAUUGAUGACGCCAUUGAUGAACAUAACGACGAUGACGUCAACGAUGAUGAGAAUGACGACGUCUACGAUGAACACGACGAUUUAGUGGAUGACGUCAACGACGAUGCAGAUGACGACAAUGACGAUGCAGAUGACGACAAUGACGAUGCAGAUGACGACAAUGACUAUUCAGAUGUCAAUGACGAUUCAGAUGACGACAAUGACGAUGACGACAUAGAUGAUGUAGCGGAUGACGUUUUAGAAGUUAUCGUUGACGCUGUUGAGGCCAUGAACACUCCAACAAAUGUGUAAAUUUCAUGCAGGUUUUGAGAUAAAAUAUUGAAUCCUAUUUGUGUGAACUCUGUGGCCGGACCACAUUAAGGCGGAUGUUUGAUUCCUUUUUGUCUGCUUUUUUUGUUAUUUAUUAAAUGGUGCUGUUAUUUUUCUGAA
Lottia gigantea (owl limpet) is the source of this 1448-nucleotide messenger RNA. RefSeq lists its product as hypothetical. The transcript has a single exon. Lineage: Eukaryota; Metazoa; Mollusca; Gastropoda; Lottiidae. The record is from RefSeq and is a predicted model, not a curated record. Bases 126 to 1310 code for a protein of 394 amino acids.